AUGCCUGGUCAAAUGAGCAAAGGCGAUUCGUCGCGCAUCCAGUUCUCACAGGCCAAGAGCGGUGGAGACAUGUCAUCCUCUGGAUUCGCGGCACGCGCUCAGAGCGCUGCUGAUCGAUCGGGCAACUUUGGUGGAGGUGCAUCUGGAAACAGCAAUUCGGGCGGUGGACGAGGUUCUGGAAAUGGAAGUAGUGGUGCUGGUAACAACAGCAGUGGCCAGACAGGUGGUAACAAGAAGUAA
This is a messenger RNA of Cadophora gregata, 240 nucleotides long. RefSeq lists its product as uncharacterized. Lineage: Eukaryota; Fungi; Ascomycota; Leotiomycetes; Helotiales; Ploettnerulaceae. The record is from RefSeq and is a predicted model, not a curated record. The transcript has 2 exons. Bases 1 to 240 code for a protein of 79 amino acids.